GCUUAGUAACCACUUGUCAGUGCUGCUGGUGACAAUAAGGCCUAGCAGGGCAGCAGCAUUAGUGGAUGGAACAACCUAUUCCAAACGCCUUAUGGCCUCAUAUGAAAAGGGACAAUCUCUCCGGACCAGAAAUGACACCCCUCAGGUUACUUUAUUUAGCGUCAAAGUCAGGCUACAGGAAACAGGAGAGAUGUUCAGGGUGCCAUGCUGCAGUCGGCUUACCAAGGUGGCAGAGCUGAUAGAGAGGCUUGAGUUGGUAGCAGGCAUCCCUGCUCACUUCCAGAGACUCUCCUACAUUGAUGAAGGAGAUAUGCCUGAUAAAUCAACCUUUAAAUACAAUGGAAUAAUUCCCAAGGGCACCAUAUCUUUGCGUACCUGGUCCCAGGAUGGCUGCAGUGAUCUUGUUAAAGCAGCAGCAGAAGGAGAUUUAACAAAGCUGAAAUGCUUGGGGGUGACUGUAGACUCCAAUUACAACACACCAAACUCUUUGCUUUUAAGCUUGGAAGCCAGAUGUGACUGGGUGGCAGCAAGAGCAAGCACUGCACUCUAUAUUGCCUCUCACAGAGGCCACACAUCAAUGGUUCACUUCCUUUUGCGCAAUGGAGCAAAUGUACAUGGCAAAACUUCACUAGGGAACAGCCCUCUUCAUGUAGCAGCUGCCAUGGGAAACUGUGACUGCAUUGAUGAACUGCUGGCGUAUGGGGCAGAAAUACAAGACACUGAUGGAAAUGGUCAUUCAGCUCUUGACUUAGCAGCCCUCUGGGGCCAAAAGUCUGUUGAAAACAGACUCUUCCUUUACCAGUGGAGAAAGAGAGCAUCCAAAGUAUCACUCAAAUCACAUCUGGAUCCCAAGGAGCUUUUUCCACAUCAAAAAUUUGACUCAAGUCUACAAACAUGGCGGCGAGGGCCUCAGGCCAAAAAUUACAUGGUUAAUCUGGUUAACCAUGGAGAAUAUUCCGGUUCUAAUAUAAAUGCUCCGAGAAAACACAGCAGUGUAAGAAGACAAGCAAAUCUCAAAGAAUCAAAUGUAAACAUGAAACCAUCUAUAGAUAAACCAGGUUGAUGCUCACCCGCAAUAACAUUUGUAGCUUGUAAUGAUUCAAUAACAUCGUCAAGUCUGUAAUCACUUAAAUUUAAAAAAAAUAAAACCAAGAAGUCAAAUUGU
This is a messenger RNA of Xenopus laevis (African clawed frog), 1165 nucleotides long. It is a transcript of the gene ankrd60.S, whose product is annotated as ankyrin repeat domain-containing protein 60. The coding region runs from base 92 to 1063 and encodes 323 amino acids. The record is from RefSeq and is a predicted model, not a curated record. Lineage: Eukaryota; Metazoa; Chordata; Amphibia; Anura; Pipidae. The transcript is spliced from 4 exons.